UGUGUGUGUGUGUGUUAGGUUGGUAUAAAAGCUGUGGUACUGCUCGAUAACACAUACAUCCUCAGACUGAGCUCGGACCAACAGUCAGGAUGCAUGUAGACCUGCUGUGGCUGACGGCUGUGCUUCUAUCUUUCCCGGUGCUUACACUAUGUGAUCCGCUUAACGUGUUGGUGGCCCCGAACCUGCUGCGCGUGGGGACCCCUGAGAAAGUGUUUGUGGAAGUGCAGGAUAAUAAAGGAGGUAACAUCACAGUGAAGAUCAGUGUGAAGAACCACCCAAAGAAAACUUCAGAACUGACAUCUCAAUCAGUCGUCCUCACUGCUGAUAAAAACUACCAGGCAACUGUAGACAUAACGAUUCCUGACAAUAAAGACUUCUUUAGUGAAGACCCACUGGAGAAGCAGUAUGUGUAUCUGCAGGCUGAGUUUCCUUCCAAAGUGCUCGAGAAAGUGGUCUUAGUAUCGUUUCAGUCUGGAUACAUGUUCAUUCAGACAGACAAGAGCAUCUACACACCUGGAACAACAGUUCUUUACAGAAUCUUCUCACUGACUCCUGAUCUGCAGCCUGUUGACAAGAGUGGAGGAAUCUAUGUGGAAAUCAUAAAUCCUCAAGGAAUCACAAUUAACAGGGAUACAAUCUUUCCAAAAGAAGGGAUCAUAAAAGGGUCAUACAGCAUCCCUGAAGUUGCAAAAUCUGGAAUAUGGACUGUAGCAACACGGUACAAAAACACCCCACAGAAGAACUUCACUGCUGAAUUUGAAGUUAAAGAAUAUGUGCUACCGAGUUUCGAGGUAAUAUUAAAACCAUCAACACCUUUUUUCUACGUGGAUGAUAAGGAUCUUACCGUUGAUAUAACUGCCAAGUACCUGUUUGGAAAAGAAGUGAAUGGUGUUGCAUUUGUGGUGUUUGGCGUUAAGAGCGAAGACACUAAAACCGUUCUACCUGCCUCUUUAACCAGAGUACAGAUCAUUAAUGGAGAGGGUCGUGCUGAGCUCACAAAAGAGAUGAUCCUUCGCUCCUUCCCUGAUAUUAAUAAACUGGUCGGAAGCUUUUUGUACAUUUCUGUCAGUGUUAUAACUGAGACUGGUAGUGAAAUUGUUGAAACAGAGAAGGGGGGCAUUCAAAUUGUGACAUCACCCUACACCAUCCAGUUCAAGAGAACACCAAAAUUCUACCAUCCAGGAAUGUCUUUCGAUGUCACAGUUUAUGUGACCAAUCCGGACCAGUCACCUGCUGAAAAUGUGGACGUACUGAUCCAGCCUGGUAACGUUAAGUCUCGAACCAAGAGUAACGGCAUGGCUAAGGCCAUUCUGAACACGCAGGGAGGAGAUAGGCCACUACAUAUCACUGCAAGAACUGCAGCCGAAGGUAUACCAAAUGAAAGACAAGCUGAAAACAAGAUGACUGCCCAACCUUACGCCACCAAAGGAGGCUCUGGCAAUUACUUACAUUUAAGUGUAGAUGCUGCAGAACUGAAAAUCGGUGAUCAGUUGAACAUCAAUGCAAACUUCAAAACUGCUGUCCCCGAUCAAGAUGUAACUUAUCUGGUCCUUAGUAAAGGACAGAUUGUACAAGGAUACAAGUUUCUAAGACGUGGACACCAGGCAGUUACUUGGUCUCUACCGGUCACCAAGGACCUGGUUCCCUCAUUUCGAGUGGUUGCGUAUUACCAUGUAGGAUCAUCAGAAGUUGUGUCUGACUCCAUCUGGGUCGAUGUGCAGGACACAUGCAUGGGAACGCUAAAACUUGAUGUAAAGGAGAGUUUAAAUGUCAAGAAGUCAUUUGAGCCUGGUGAUGGCUUUCAUCUAAUAGUUACUGGAGAUCCAAAUGCCAAGGUUGGUCUGGUAGCUGUGGAUAAAGCUGUAUUUGUCCUCAACAAGAACAGACUCACACAGACUAAGAUCUGGGACAUUAUUGAGAAGCAUGACACUGGCUGUACAGCAGGCAGUGGUAAAGACAGUAUGGGGGUUUUCUAUGAUGCAGGUCUACUGUUUGACUCUGAUAAAGUAGGAGGCACCAAUGAAAGAACAGCUCCCGAGUGUCCUACCCCACUGAAGAGAAAACGGAGAGCAGAGACUCUACUCCAGGUUACCCAAACACUGAUGUCUAAAUACAACACUGAAGAGAAGAAAUGCUGUGCAGACGGACUGAGGAAGAACAGGCUGGGCUAUACAUGUGAACAGAGAGCGUCAUUCAUUUUGGAUGGUGAAGAGUGUGUCAAGCCCUUCUUGCACUGCUGUAACGAGAUCCAAAAUCGCAAAGAUGAUGAUCAGAAAGACUUGUUGCUUUUGGCUCGCAGUGAAGAUGAUGAUGAUGAUUUUAUAAGCUCUGAAGAAAUUGUCACCCGAACGCAGUUCCCAGAGAGCUGGAUGUGGGAGGACAUAGAACUUCCGGCCUGCCAAAGAAACGUACCAUGUCGUACAACAAGCAGCACCUUGGGCAAAACCUAUCUAAAAGACUCUAUUACUACCUGGCAAAUCCUAGCCAUCAGUCUGUCUAAGACCCAUGGCAUCUGUGUAGCUGAUCCCUAUGAAAUAACAGUGGAAAAGGAUUUCUUUGUGGAUCUCAAGUUACCUUACUCAGCAGUCCGCAAUGAACAACUAGAAGUCAAGGCUAUUUUACAUAAUUUCUCCAAUAAGAAUCAAAAGGUGCGAGUGGAUUUCUUUGAGACAGAGCAUAUUUGUAGCGCGGCCAGUAAAAAGAAGAAAUACCGUACAAUAGUUAAUGUUGAAGCCGAGUCCACCAUUUCCAUCCCUUAUGUGAUUAUUCCCAUGGAACUGGGGGAACAUCACAUAGAGGUGCAGGCUGCUAGUUCAUCACUUCAUGAUGGAGUACGAAAAACGCUGAAGGUGGUGUCGGAAGGUGUGCUAACUGAACUCCCAGAAAAAAAUUUGGAAUUAAAUCCCUCUAAAGUAGCUGGUGGCGUUCAAGUUGUGCAUUUGAGGACUGAGGUACCACCCGGGCAGGUUCCAAACACUCCUGCACACACUUACAUCACGGUGGCUGGUCAGGAGGUGAGUCAAACAAUUGAACAGGCCAUCAGUGGAGAUUUUAUGGGGCGCUUGAUCGUACAACCCCAUGGCUGCGGAGAGCAAAAUAUGAUCUUUAUGACGUUGCCUCUAAUUGCCACACACUAUUUAGAUAACACCAACCAGUGGGAAAAAGUUGGCAUGCAACGACGUAUUGAGGCUAUCAAGCACAUCCAGACAGGAUAUGAAAGAGAACUUACAUUCCGUAAAACUGAUGGUUCUUAUGCUGCAUAUAUAGAAAUACCUAGCAGCACAUGGUUGACAGCAUACGUGGCCAAAGUCUUUGCUCUGGCUAGUGACCUAAUCACGAUAAAUGAAGAUAUUGUUUGCAGUGCUCUCAAGUGGUUAAUUCUGAAAUCACAGAUGCCAGAUGGCAUAUUCAUAGAAAAUGCCCCAGUCUUGAGUGCAGCGAUGGUUGGUGGUGUACGAGGUAAAGAUGCUGAUGCAUCUCUGACAGCAUUUGUCUUGAUUGCCCUGCAAGAAGGAAAACAUCUUUGUGCUAAAUCAGUUGGAAGUCUUCAAGAGUCUACCAGGAAGGCCACUGAGUAUCUGGAAAAAAAACUCCCCUCUUUGACCAAUCCGUAUGCAGUUGCAAUGUCUUCAUAUGCCUUGGUCAAUGCUGGCAAGUUUAACAAACAGCAUCUGCUGCAGUUUUCCUCUGAAGACGGUGCUUACUGGAAAGUUCCUGAAGGACAUCACUUCUCCCUGGAGGCAACAGCGUAUGCUGUGCUGGCUCUGGUAAGGGCAAAGGAGUUUGAUGCAGCAGGAAAAGCUGUUCAUUGGCUUAAUAGGCAGAGCAGUCCUUACGGGGGUCAUGGCACCACACAGGCAACCAUAAUAGUGUUCCAAGCAGUGGCUGAGUACUAUAAACAAGUAAGAAGUCGACAGAAUGCAGACCUUGAUGUGGAAGUGAGCGUGAGUGGACGAAGUCGUUCCAUCAAAUGGAUAUUCAACAAGGACAACUCACCACUUACACGCUCAGACAAGGUUCAGCUCAAGCAAGAGUUUAAUGUUACUGCUAAGGGAACUGGUGCUGGAGUUCUCAAAGUAACAACACUUUACUAUGCUAGACCCAUAGAAAAGAAGAGCGACUGCAAAAAGUUUGAUCUUUCUGUUGAAAUAAAAAAAGAAGCAAAGGUAUCAUAUGCAGGUGCUGAAGAAAGUUACGAGGUCACCAUUAACGUUCUAUUUAAGGAUCCAGAAAGAGAUGCCACUAUGAGUAUUUUGGAUAUCGGCUUGCUGACAGGAUUUGUGGUGGAUGAAAAUGAUCUUCAAGACCUAACCAUUGGAAGGGACAAAUACAUACAGAAGUUUGAGAUGGACAAACAGCUUUCAGAACGAGGCUCCCUCAUCAUGUAUUUAAAUAAGGUAUCACACUCUUUCCCAGAAAAUAUUGUAUUCAGAGUGCACAAGAUAAAUAAGGCUGCUUUGCUUCAACCGGCUGCUGUCAGUGUGUAUGAUUACUACUCUCCAGGUAAAAAAAUGAAAAAUAAACACAUAAACCCACACAAAGGCAUGUGCAAACACAGGCACACACACACAAAAACCCUUGUGUUGUUUGUAGGGGAACGCUGUAUGAAGUUCUACCAUCCUACAAAGAAAGAUGGAGCCCUGAACAGAUUGUGCAUUGACCAGAAAGAUCUGUGCCAGUGUGCUGAAGAAAACUGCAGUGUCCAGAAAAAACAAAAAAUUGGUGAGCAAGAGCGAGAGAACAAAGCUUGUGAAGCUGGCAUGGAUUACGCUUAUAAAGUGAAAUUAAUUAAAGUGGACCAAAACCCAAACACAGAUUAUUAUGAAAUGAAGAUUGAAGAGGUCCUGAAAGAAGGUACUGACCAUGAUGUACUUGACAAAAUAAGGACAUUCAUGGGUCAUGCUAAUUGCAGAGAGUCUUUUGGAUUUGUGGAAGGCAAGAGUUACCUCAUCAUGGGCCACAGUGCUGACCUACCAAGGAUAGAGGGAAAGCUGCAGUACAUCCUGGGUGAGCAGACUUGGAUUGAAUACUGGCCCACAAGCGAGGAAGGUCAAACUCGUCAGUACAAAGAAACUUACAUCGGCAUUGGCGCACUGUCUCAAAUGCUUAAGGACUUUGGAUGCACUACAUAAAUAUAUGUUGUUUUUUCUCUAUACAACUAAAAAAAUUCUUUUCUGUUUCUGUGAUGGAGAAUUUACUAACAUUACUCACCUAAGCAACUAUUCACCUUAGCAUUCAUCCUAAAAUGUAAAAACCUGUGAUAUCUUAAUAAAUAAAUAAAUAAAUAAAUAAAUAAAUAGACAAAAACUGACCAAAUCAGUUAACAAUUUUUAAAAUCUGUUAAAAAAAAAACAUUGAAUUAACCCUGUGUAGGUCAUGUGUACAAGAAUUUACAUUUAUUUUAUUAAAUAAAUUAGAGGUUUUAUUAAAAUAAGAGUCAUGCUCAUAUUAGUCAAAGCAGUCAACAGUUUCCAUUUAAAUUGCUUAUUUAGUUUUUAAAAAAAUGUUUUUGAUUUGUUUAAUAUGACAAUACACUAUAAAGGGUAUUAUUUAUCUUAAUAUAAAUCAAAUAUAUUUAAUAAAAUAAAAAUUAUCUUAAUAUAAAUAUAAUUAAUAAAUAUAAUAAAAUAAAUAUAAUAUAAUAAAACACACACACACACACACACACACACACAAUUAUACAAAUCAAAACCAGACAUUCUUAAAAGAAAAUAAACAAGCAGACAAGGCUGCUAAUACAUAUUAAGCUGUAGCAGUUUUUUCCCAAAACAUAUUUAGCCUAGGAAUAUUGAAAAGAUGUACAAGGUGGUCACGUUUUUCCAAGAAAAAACUUUGACGUCUAUCUAAAAGAAUUUUAUGGGCGAAUUAUAAUGUUGAAAAAAUAAAAUUAAAAUAAAACUUAAUUUCCUUGC
Tachysurus vachellii is the source of this 5912-nucleotide messenger RNA. Its product is annotated as complement C3-like. Gene Ontology annotation, cellular component: extracellular region. The transcript is spliced from 40 exons. Lineage: Eukaryota; Metazoa; Chordata; Actinopteri; Siluriformes; Bagridae. Gene Ontology annotation, molecular function: endopeptidase inhibitor activity; protein binding. The record is from RefSeq and is a predicted model, not a curated record. The coding region runs from base 90 to 5132 and encodes 1680 amino acids.